AUGGGCGACAACCCUACAGAGCAAGAGGUCAAUGCCGAGUUUAAUCCUGACCGGUGCGCUCUCCUACACAAUGAGCUCCUUGCCAGGGCAGUCAGUCACAUUCCUGACGCCGCUGAGAACAUGCAACAGAACUGCAUCCAGUUAGCUCUCGAGAAUCCUCCGGGAUGGGCCGAUACGGAUGCAUUACAGAAGGACGAUGUUGUUCGUUUCUUCUCCCAGUUGAAUGUGUAUGAUCCACGACACGCCCCAUUCACAGGGGAGUUUAGACAGCCUGAUCCAGUAGCAUUCUGGAAUCGAACAUACGGAGACAUGAACGAUCCAGACAUUAUUUUACUCUAUCCCACCGCAUUUGAUAUCCAGCAGGAUGCCGGUCUGUUUCUCGAUCUAUUCACCAAACGAGCGACUUGUGGUAAUAUGGAAUGCGGCAGCCUUCCUGCGAGCGAUUCCGAAUCCUGGGUACCGCUUGAGUUUGCGCUUCUGAAAUUAUUGGAGAUGUGGGACCGUGGAAAAUACUAUUGGAUGGACGAGAGCAGAAGUUCAAUAUUGAUACGAGGAUUUACACCUAGAGAUCUGGAAGAAACCCUUUCUGCUUGGGAGAGCUUACGGAAGGCUAUCCAAAGCCGCCUUGGUGACCCGGGCGAAGACAAUUAUCGCGAUCCCCUGCCCAGCAGUCUGGUAAAUCAAUUUCGGAUAAGCCCCUUUGCUAAAGCCUUUCUGACAAAGGCCAAACGGCCAAAUUUCACUUUCGUUGGGCCGGGCAUUACAGUCUUUACAGAUGAAAGAUUUGAAGCCAUCAUGGGUUCAGAGCCUCCUGACUCGGAACGAAGUCAGUUCAUCAGGAGAUUCCCCGACGAGCCAGACCUCUAUCCUUCACUCGUUCUCCCACUUGCCGAUGAAUCAGUGAGGCUUCAAACUCCUUUCAACCCUCGCAAGAGGCAUUUGGAGAGGCUCACAAUUUCGCUCCUUCCCGGACUGUACAUGGGAGUUAACGAUAAGUUCGCGGACACUAUUCAGCUUGUGACAGCCCAGGCAACCGAUAGAGAUAUGGCUUAUAACGUUCCAAGACCAUGGGGCGCCGAUAGGGAACCCCGGUUCGCAGAACUAUUUGAGGUUUGGGCCGGCUAUGUUGUUGAUGGAAUAUGGGAGGUCGGUGUUGACGGGGUUUCAACUAGCCAUGAGUGGUUUACCGACGCGGCGACUAAACCAUAUCGUGAGUUGCACUUCAUGGAAGACUCCAUGUAG
Molecule: messenger RNA, 1242 nt
Organism: Clonostachys solani
Lineage: Eukaryota; Fungi; Ascomycota; Sordariomycetes; Hypocreales; Bionectriaceae
Source: the annotation of a GenBank genome assembly